AUGCCGCGUGUGAAAAGCAAACCGAGACCAUUUCGACCUGAUUGCUUUCCAGAAGAUGGUGUUGAAUCCUCCGAAUUGGAUUCAACGGGAUCAGUGGAAAGUCCGUUCCACACAUCGACUGGUUUAUGUGCAACAACAACAAUAACAGCAGGAACCACACCAACACCCCCUGCUCCACCAUCGUCAAUAUCAUCCGCAUCACCGUCACUGGAAGUGUACACUUCUCAUCCCUGUGCUAUACCAAUUGCUAUUCCUCUGACUAGUCUUGUGGCCACUUCAGCCUUACCAACUGUAACCGUAUUAACUCAAGCUGGCGGAAGUACCCAAGGUGUGACACAUGUAACCACUCCACUCGUCUCGGCGGCCAUUAUUCCUACGGUAACCCCGUUGGGAUUGGCCUUUCCCACAAUCCCGACUCUUGCAAUUGACCUUGGAUCGAUGCUUUGGGCUGGUACACAGUCAAUUGGCACAAUCAAGGAAACGGAUUCGUCACGCCCAACACAGUUACCGCAAACCUCAUCAACAACGACAGCAACAUGGUCAUCCCCAUCCCCGUCAUUCAUUGGACCCGCACAAGUGCCACCACCACCACCAGCAUCAACAACAGUGAAGCCAUCAACAAGGCCGGCACCAUCACCCGAAUCAAUUCCACCGUUGAUUAGACCGUACCCCGAUAGAGAAGAAUCAGAUCUGGGUGACAAAAGGAAACCGUAUAAGAAAGAUCGCGAAAUGACUCGCUGUUUAAUAUGUGACAAACGAAUGCGUCGAGGUUCCAUGCGAGAACACAUGGACCGGCACAACAAUAGCGGUCGAUUCGGAUGUCCUGAAUGCGGUAAAACAUUCAGCCGAGCCAGUGCUCGGGAGAAACACAUACGUAUUCACACCGGCGAGAAACCGUAUGCGUGUCCGCAUUGUGCCAAAGCGUACCGCCAACGUGUUCACUUGAACGAACACAUGCGGUCUCACACUGGCACGAGACCGUAUGUGUGUAGUCUGUGUGGUUUCGCUCUGGCUUCCAAAUCCCUACUCAAUCGUCAUGUGCGCACGCAUUGGUCACACGCGACGGAGAGUGCUCAAUCAGCCAAACAGUCCUCCUCACUGCCCGAAGACUCCUCGAUCGAUGGCGUAGCUAGUGGUACAGCCACCAGCAACAAAACGAUCACAGAGAAUAUGGAGCACAGGCAGCCGCUCAACAACUCUUCCACAUCACAUAUUCCUCAGACCCUAAUGGAACAAGAGCGGUUGAAGGAACUGUGGCGUAAACACGUGUGUGAGCAAUGCUCGACCGGGUUUCCCACACUGCAAGCUUUGCGCAGUCAUCGAAUGACCACUCACGGUUUCAUUCCGUCCCAUCCGUGUCCGCAGUGUGACGAACGGUUCAGUUCAAACAAACUACGUAAACAACAUCUACGCCUCAAACAUCCACAGUUCUGUCCUGUGUGUUCCAAACAGAUGGCACAAAGACGUCGUUGGUUCCUUGAGGCACAUAUUCGAGACGAGCAUCCGGAAGUUUCGGCAGUCGAUGUGAUCGGUCCAUCCCCAUUGACAAACUUCUGGCGUAAACGAUUUGAAAUUCAUUCCACCCCGCUGGAUUCGGUGUCUGGUUCCGUGGAGAGCGUAACCAAUUCCGACCCGGAAGAUUCGAUUGUAGAUCAAUCAACUGCGGAACCAAUUUUGGAAACAGCAGACAACACGGAUAGCGGAUGA
Echinostoma caproni is the source of this 1707-nucleotide messenger RNA. NCBI's taxonomy places the organism in Eukaryota, Metazoa, Platyhelminthes, Trematoda, Plagiorchiida, Echinostomatidae. The record is from the annotation of a GenBank genome assembly.